UAAGGGCGCUCCUAACUCAGGAACGGUAUGAAUCCGAUUUUGGUCAAAAUCUCAUGAUCAAACAACUAUAGCUAGGCGAUCUGAUAUCUAAGCUGUACACAGUGGCACUACCACCUCAGCAACGAUAGCCGACAGCAGUUUUCGGAUUGAUAGUAAAAAAAAAAAAGGAAAAUGGAAAAUUUAAGUUGAAGCUUAGGCAGCUUCAUUUUCUAUGUAUUGUUUCCUCAAAUUUUCCAAGAACAUUCCAUAAAUCAGACACUGCUUAGGCCUGACCUUUUGGAUUCUAUGUUGCAGAGAUCAUGUAUGUUGUUUUGAACUUUGCUCUGUACUGACCAGUUACGGGAAAAAAAAAUCUGAAUCACGGACAAACCGUUGACUAAUGUUUCGAAAAUAUAGAUUUUCCUCAACAUAAACAAAUCACUAAUCAUCUGUGGACAUUGAUGUGUAUAUACAUUUGGCAUUACACCUUAAAUUAUAGAGUAGAAUACAUUGUACAUGGCUGCGUAUUGACAUUUUGGUUUGUGCCAUCUGUGUUGUGUCCUGUUGAUAUUGCAGGGUGAAGCUAACCUCGGGGCACUAUAGGGUCAUGUGGUAGGAUCAAUCACAAACCAGAGUCCCAGUUUGCAACUGCGUUGAAAUAGUGUCCGCUACUCUGGACAGAGGAGUUGCGUCUGUCUUUAAUGGACCACAGUCGAGAGCCGUUGUCCUUGAAACUAAAGUGUUCUUUUAUAAUGUAGCCCCCAACUGAAAGAACCGCAUCCUGGAGAGCAAGUAAGUACAUUAUUGUUUCUCUAUUAAAAUUUUGAUACAUUGUGAGUAUUACUCAUGGUUUUGUUUUUGUCCCCUAGAGGUUACUCAUAAUAUGACUAAAGAUGGGCGACUGGAACUUAUUAGGGAGUAUUUUGGAAGAGGUCCACAUCCAUUCGACCAUUGUGGGAAAGAUCUGGCUCACCAUUCUCUUCAUUUUCCGAAUGCUUGUGCUCGGCGUCGCAGCUGAGGACGUCUGGGAUGACGAGCAGAGUCAGUUCGUAUGCAAUACAGAGCAGCCGGGCUGCAAAAAUGUCUGUUACGAUCAGGCAUUCCCAAUCUCUCUUAUCCGUUACUGGGUACUUCAGAUCAUCUUUGUGUCCUCCCCGUCUCUGGUCUAUAUGGGUCAUGCCUUAUAUCGUUUGAGGACUCUCGAGAAAGAGAGGCACAAAAAAAAAGCCGGCUUGAAAGCGGAACUGGACGGGAAGGAGCCCAACCUCGAGGACCAAAAAAGAAUUGAGCGAGAGCUCAGAAAACUAGAUGAACAGAAGAGAGUAAGGAAAGCCCCCCUCAGAGGGUCCUUGCUACGCACAUAUGUUUUCCAUAUCUUGACUAGAUCCAUGGUGGAGGUGGGUUUUAUAAUAGGUCAAUGUGCCCUCUACGGUGUCGGGCUCUCCCCUUUGUACAAAUGCGAGCGGUUGCCUUGCCCCAACAGCGUUGAUUGUUUUGUGUCUCGGCCGACAGAGAAAAACAUUUUCAUGAUCUUCAUGCUAGUUAUUGCUGGAGUAUCUCUGUUCCUCAACAUCCUGGAAAUUUUCCAUCUAGGCGUUAAGAAAAUCAAGCAAAGCUUGUAUGGAUACAAAUACAGCGAGGAUGAAAGUAUGUGCAGAUCGAAGAAGAACUCCAUGGCGCAGCAGUUAUGUGUUGUCACCAACUCUUCGCCGCAGAGGUUGAUACACCUCACACAAUUAACCUCAGGGGUCUCUGAUGUUGUCGGAGAGGUCCCAUCUGUCAGUUUGCCCCAAGUGACCUCCGUCAAUCGGGAGGGGUCUGUUAGCCUACAGCAGCAAAAGAAGCUGUCUUUGCAGCUGCCAAACCAAGAGGACUUCCAGGACAUGCAGAAAAUGGGGGCUGUUGAGAGGCGGUACACGCUAGAGAGCAUGAGACCCUCAAGCGAUGAGUCCUACGAACACCGGAGCUCGUGCCAGCCGCAGAGCAAAGGCCCCCGACCCUCACUGAUGGCCAGCGCAAUGGAAAUCCCAGCAGCCCUGAAGAACGUACAGAGGAAGCAGAGCAGGGUGAGUGUUUGUAAGGAAUUCAGUGACACGAGCGAUUCCUUGGAGAGCAACCCCUACCCCACAGUCAGGAAGUGCAGUUUCAUGUCCAGAGGACUAUCGGAAGGAAAACUGGUGUCUUCGUCUGACAGUUUCGACUGUCGGAGUUCAAACGAAAUGGAGUGCCAGCAUCUCAACCAAGGGGAGAGUCCGAUGGUGACACCCCCGCCUCCAGCCAGUGGCCGAAGAAUGUCAAUGGUGAGAGCAGCAAUUUAGGUCUUCA
Messenger RNA from Cynoglossus semilaevis (tongue sole), 2304 nucleotides. It is a transcript of the gene gja10b, whose product is annotated as gap junction protein alpha 10 b. NCBI's taxonomy places the organism in Eukaryota, Metazoa, Chordata, Actinopteri, Pleuronectiformes, Cynoglossidae. The record is from RefSeq and is a predicted model, not a curated record. The transcript has a single exon. Gene Ontology annotation, molecular function: gap junction channel activity. Gene Ontology annotation, biological process: cell-cell signaling. Gene Ontology annotation, cellular component: connexin complex. Bases 873 to 2297 code for a protein of 474 amino acids.